AUGGCGACGACAACUAAUAUCAAGAAUUCAUUUGACUACCCUUGCACCUUAGAUCCGAGCAGCUCAUAUUGCGCUCUGCUUUCAAAGCCUACCUCUACUGGAACAAAGGAUGCCGUCAAAACACCUAGUCCUCGUGCUCACGGUGAAAUCGCGAACUGUACCAUGUGGGUUGCCCCACUGGAAACCUACGAUACUUGCUAUAUCAUUCUUCAUACCUACGGUCUCAGUAUGGACAAUCUCUACGCAAUGAAUCCAACUGUGCGCAAGGACUGUAGCGGGCUGAGCAUUGGUGGUCAAGAUGAUUCAUGUGUCGACAUCGCCACCAAUCACGAUAUCUCCCCGGGCUCCUUCUACGAGUGGAAUCCAGCGGUUAAGUCCGACUGCUCCGGCUUGCAGACAAAUGAGUACGUCUGUGUGGGCAUCAAAGCGGCAACUACAGGAACCGAUAUUGUGACGCCCUAUCCCAUUCAAACGGGCAUUAUAUCUACCUGCGAUAAGUUCUACAAGGUAUUAGCCGACGACUCUUGCAGUGAUAUCGCCAACGAGAACGAUAUUCCUCUUCCUUCCUUCUACGACUGGAACCCAGCGGUCAAGUCGAACUGUGCUGGCCUACAAGCAAAAGAGUAUGUUUGCGUUGGUACAGCAAGUAUCAGUACUUCGCAGAUAGAGGGAGUCGCAACAGCCACGAGAAAGAGCAGUUAG
Penicillium argentinense is the source of this 702-nucleotide messenger RNA. Its product is annotated as LysM peptidoglycan-binding domain-containing protein. Lineage: Eukaryota; Fungi; Ascomycota; Eurotiomycetes; Eurotiales; Aspergillaceae. The coding region runs from base 1 to 702 and encodes 233 amino acids. The record is from RefSeq and is a predicted model, not a curated record. The transcript is spliced from 3 exons.